AGCACGUGUCAGCGGGCGCGCUGAAUGAGGUCACGUGGGGGGAGCGGGGCGGGCGGUGACGUCGGCGGCGCUGAAGAUGGCGGAGUACCUGGCGUCCAUCUUCGGCACCGAGAAGGACAAGGUCAACUGUUCAUUCUAUUUUAAAAUCGGAGCGUGUCGUCAUGGAGACCGAUGUUCUCGUUUGCACAACAAGCCCACAUUCAGUCAGACCAUUGCGCUCUUGAACUUAUACCGUAACCCUCAAAACUGUACCCAGACAGCAGACGGUUUCCACUGUGCUGUCGGCGAUGUUGAAAUGCAGGAACAUUAUGAUGAGUUCUUUGAGGAGGUGUUCACAGAAAUGGAAGAAAAGUAUGGUGAAAUUGAAGAGAUGAAUGUCUGUGAUAAUUUGGGUGAUCACCUGGUUGGAAAUGUUUAUGUAAAGUUUCGCCAUGAAGAAGAUGCAGAAAAGGCUGUAAAUGAUCUAAACAAUCGCUGGUUUAAUGGACAGCCUAUCCAUGCAGAGCUAUCCCCUGUGACUGACUUUAGAGAAGCUUGCUGCAGACAAUAUGAAAUGGGAGAGUGUACCCGGGGAGGUUUCUGCAACUUCAUGCAUCUGAAGCCGAUAUCGCGGGAGUUACGCCGUGAGCUGUAUGGACGGCGCCGCAAGAGCCAGCAGCAGGGUAGCCGUGUCACCUCAUCUGGGGACAAACGGCUGCUAACCAUCACCCCAAAGCACUUAAUGGCUGCCAUCAGACACAGGUCAAGAUCGAGAUCUCGUGAGCGCAAGAGGUCCAGGUCACGGGAGCGUGGAGGUCGUGGUGGGAGGGACCGAGACCGCGACCGCAGACGUUCCAAGGAUCGUGAACGAUCUGGGAGGUUCUGAGCAUCGAUAUCCAUCUGCAUGACAGCUCAUUUGGAAGGACCACGACCAAGAUGUGAUUGGAAUUUAAUACUUUUUAUGUUCAAGUUUAAAAUAAACCUGGGUUCGUUUCUUUUUGAUGUCCAGUAAACCUUUUUAAAAUAAAAGUGGAGCUGAUGCUAGCUGACUUGCAACACCAGUUCCUGUUUUUAGCUAA
Molecule: messenger RNA, 1058 nt
Organism: Amblyraja radiata (thorny skate)
Lineage: Eukaryota; Metazoa; Chordata; Chondrichthyes; Rajiformes; Rajidae
Gene: u2af1
Product: U2 small nuclear RNA auxiliary factor 1
Exons: 9
Coding region: 77-865 (262 amino acids)
Biological process (GO): mRNA splicing, via spliceosome
Cellular component (GO): U2AF complex
Molecular function (GO): RNA binding; metal ion binding
Source: RefSeq, a predicted model, not a curated record